Messenger RNA from Hemisphaericaspora subhashii, 1275 nucleotides. RefSeq names its product Mss51p (gene MSS51). NCBI's taxonomy places the organism in Eukaryota, Fungi, Ascomycota, Pichiomycetes, Serinales, Debaryomycetaceae. Bases 1 to 1275 code for a protein of 424 amino acids. The transcript has a single exon. Gene Ontology annotation, biological process: mitochondrial respiratory chain complex IV assembly. Gene Ontology annotation, cellular component: extrinsic component of mitochondrial inner membrane. The record is from RefSeq and is a predicted model, not a curated record.
AUGUCAAUCGUUUCCAAUACAAUUCCCUCGAUGUUACGGAGAUCCCAAGGUAUAAUCCAAAAGAGGCAUCUGUCUUUUUUCUGGAAACUCUUGAAGAUGGAUGAUCCAACAACCAAGGAAAGUGAACGUACAUUAUACAAAUGGGAUGAAUCUCCUUAUGAAGAUAUCAGAACUCGUGCCGCUUUCAUUAGAGCUAAAGCACUUUGUCCAGUUACUCAUAAACCAGUGAAUUUUGUUUGUCCAUAUUCAGGUAUUCCAACCCAUCAUUCUGAAGAAGCAUGGAAAAAUGAUACUGAAUAUCAUGCCCAAAAAAAAUAUGAAUUAUUGAAACAAGUGAAUCUUUAUGAACAUGAUAUUAGAUCAGGACGUAAAUUUGGAGAAUUUGCUUUCCCAGGUGAACAAGAUAGAGAUUAUCAAGUUAAUCUUUCUAAUUGGGAUACGUUCUUUUAUACUAGAGAUUUUGCUCCUAUGAAUGAUGAAUUUAAUUUGGCAGUUGCUACCAAGGUUCUUACUUAUCCAAUAACAAUUGCAUCCAUCUUGCACAAAUUUUCUCCAUAUAAAGUAGAACCAAAGGGACCACUUACUUUAGAAGGAUUGAAAUCACUUUCUGCAUUAAGAUACACAUUGUACCCACCAUAUACUCAAUUUGUUACUGACACUCCAGCUUAUAGAGAUAGAGCCAUGAGAAUUUUUAUUGUUGGUGCUAGACAAGAAUCUAUGUUACCAGGAUAUGUUUGGAAACAAAUGGGGUAUUUGUUCCCCCAAAUGAAGUUUGAAAUUCAUAUGAUUGGUCCACAAGCUUAUUUUGACAGAGAAACCAGAAGUUUUGGCCCAACUAAUGUACCUCAUGGUCGUGCAUUAGUUGAGAAGGUAGAUCAUCAAAUUUCAUUACAUUAUCAUACUCAAUAUUUCCAUGAAUUAUAUGACACGGGAGAUUUGUUCCCAUUUGAUCCAUAUUUAGAUGUUUUCUUCCUUUUCCAUCCUGGAUUCCAAACUGCUGAUCAAAUUCAUUGGGAUAAAUCUUUGAAAGGAUUCUUGGAAUCUAAAUGUGCACUUUUUGUUUCAGGAUAUCAUAGUGAAGAUAUUCAAAGAGAAAUAGAUUGGUUAAAGAAACAUCCAUUAUAUGAUGAAAUGGAUAUUUUAAUGAAUAAAUGUGAUAAUUUAUUUCCAAGUACUAAAUUAGAUAUUGUUGAUGUUAAUCCAACUGAAGUUAUUAAUGCCAAUAAUCAACUCUUUGCCUUUAGAGGUAAGAGAUACCAUGCAAUUAAAGUUUAG